This is a messenger RNA of Hibiscus syriacus, 1256 nucleotides long. RefSeq names its product E3 ubiquitin-protein ligase At1g63170-like. The transcript is spliced from 5 exons. The record is from RefSeq and is a predicted model, not a curated record. Lineage: Eukaryota; Viridiplantae; Streptophyta; Magnoliopsida; Malvales; Malvaceae. The coding region runs from base 32 to 1186 and encodes 384 amino acids.
ACCUUUAAUUUCCAGAAAUAUUUUUUUUUAGAUGAACCCAUCAAAUUCACUACCUCAGACGUCACCUCCAUCUGAUGGAGUGGACGCGUCACCCCUCCUGACAUAUUCCAUAUCUGACCACCUCCUCCGCAGCCGCCGCCUCCUCCGUCGUCGACCUCCGCCUUUACGUGGCGUCGCCGCUAGACUCCUCCGACGCGCCAGCAGUCGUCGUCUGAUGCUACGCGAGCCGUCGGUUCGUGUGCGAGAAACCGCUGCGGAGCAACUCGAAGAUCGUCAAAGCGAUUGGUCGUACUCGAAGCCCGUCAUAAUCCUCGACAUUAUCUGGAACUUGACGUUUGUAGUUAUGGCGGUUGUCGUUUUGGGACUCAGCCAUGAAGAAGAGCCAACCGUCCCAUUAAGGCUCUGGGUUUCGGGUUACGGGUUACAGUAUUUAUUUCGCGUUGCUUGCGUGAUUGUACAAUAUAAAAUAAGAAACGAACGAAGGUUUCCGGGUUUGCAGAAUAACGAGGAUUCGGAUUCGGGUUUGAAUUCUAAGUCCGGGAGUGAAACAGAGGAUUCCGAUGAUCAUGAAACAGAGGAGCUGAACAGUGGAGAUGAAAACAGAGUAGCCAAAAGCUUGGAGUCUGCAAAUACAAUGUUUUCAUUUCUUUGGUGGAUAAUUGGAUUCUAUUGGGUAACUGCUAAAGGACAAGCUUUGAUUCAUCAGUCCCUUCAGCUUUACUGGCUUUGUGUUACAUUUCUUGUAUUAGAUGUCCUGUUUUUGUUCAUCUGUGUUGCUGUUGCCUGCCUUAUUGGUCUUGCUGUAUGCUGCCGUCUUCCUUGCAUCAUUGCAAUUUUGUAUACUCUCACAGACCGGCAGGAUGGAGCAACAGAUGAAGAAAUCGAUAGAUUGCCAAAGUACAAGUUCCAAAGGAUCAGAGAUCUCGAAAAAGUUUAUUCUGAAACUCCAGAAUCUCAUGAGGGAAUAAUGACUGAAUGCAACACUGAUACACCUUCUGGACGGAUUCUUCCACACGAAGAUGCUGAAUGCUGCAUCUGCCUUUCCGCUUACGAAGACAGGAACGAAUUGCGGGAGCUUCCGUGCCAUCACCAUUUCCACUGCAACUGUAUAGACAAGUGGUUGUACAUCAAUGCUACAUGUCCUCUCUGCAAGUCCAACAUAUUACAGACCAGUGAAGAAGUUUAGAAAACCCCUAAAUCGGAGUAGUAAAUAGUAACAGUGCUUCUUUGCAAAUACCCUGGCUGUAUGUAAAUGU